AUGAGCAGCCACACACAGCUGAGUGAGUUCAUCCUACUGGGAAUACCUCAGACAGAGGGACUGAAGACUAUGCUCUCUGCCAUCUUCUCAUUCACUUACCUCUUCACCCUGCUUGGCAACUUACUCAUCCUUAUAGCAAUUGUUCCCUCCUCUACCCUUCACACCCCCAUGUAUUUCUUCUUGGGACUCCUGUCUAUUUUUGACAUGUUGUUCCCAUCUGUGACCUGUCCCAAGAUGCUACUCUAUCUCUCUGGCCAGAGCAAAGCCAUUUCUUAUAAGGGAUGUGCUUUACAGCUCUUCUUCUAUCAUUUCCUGGGUUCUGCCGAAGGCUGCCUCUACUCCGUGAUGGCUUACGAUCGCUUUGUUGCCAUCUGUCACCCGCUGAGGUAUCUGCUCAUCAUGAGACCUGGACCCUGUGUUGGUUUGGUCAUGGCAGCUUGGACAGUGGGUUGUCUUCAUGCCACCAUCCUGACUUCCUUUACCUUUCAGUUACCCUAUUGUGGCCCCAAUCGGGUGGACUACUUCUUCUGUGACAUUCCCGCUGUCUUACCCCUGGCUUGUGCUGACAGCUCCCUGGCCCAAAGAGUGGGUUCCACUAAUGUCAGCUUUCUGGUUUUGAUGUUUUGGUUCAGUGUUUGUGUCUCCUACACACGCACUGGGAUUGCCAUUUUGAGAAUCCGCUCCGCAGAGGGCAGGCAGAAAGCUUUCUCUACCUGCAGUGCCCACCUCACUGCAAUCCUCUGUGCCUAUGGCCCUGCAGUCAUUGUCUACCUGCAGCCCACACCCAACCCCUUGCUUGGUGCCACGGUGCAAAUAUUAAAUAAUAUUGUCUCACCCAUGCUGAACUCGUUAAUCUAUUCCUUAAGGAACAGGGAAGUGAAAAGCUCCUUAAAAAGGGUUUUCCACAAUGUAGUAUUGACUGCUCUGGAAUAA
Molecule: messenger RNA, 933 nt
Organism: Camelus dromedarius (Arabian camel)
Lineage: Eukaryota; Metazoa; Chordata; Mammalia; Artiodactyla; Camelidae
Product: olfactory receptor 10N1-like
Exons: 1
Coding region: 1-933 (310 amino acids)
Biological process (GO): G protein-coupled receptor signaling pathway
Cellular component (GO): membrane
Molecular function (GO): olfactory receptor activity; G protein-coupled receptor activity
Source: RefSeq, a predicted model, not a curated record